Messenger RNA from Drosophila obscura, 4187 nucleotides. RefSeq names its product calpain-B. Gene Ontology annotation, biological process: proteolysis. Bases 358 to 3120 code for a protein of 920 amino acids. The transcript has 2 exons. The record is from RefSeq and is a predicted model, not a curated record. Lineage: Eukaryota; Metazoa; Arthropoda; Insecta; Diptera; Drosophilidae. Gene Ontology annotation, molecular function: calcium-dependent cysteine-type endopeptidase activity; calcium ion binding. Gene Ontology annotation, cellular component: cytoplasm.
UUUUAAAAAUAUUUAACAAAAAAAAGACCAUUUAGAAAAUGAGAAGGCAUGAUAAGCUAUUUUUUACUGCGCUUAAUGGUGCAAUAAAACUUUUCUUUACCCAUAGGUGAAUAACGCUCAGAAAAGCAUUUGCGCGGUCAAAAAAAUAUGUUCACACAAGGGUUAAAGAUUAUGAAUCAUUUACCGAGAAAGUUAAAUUUGGAUAUAUCCCCCCGUUUAAAAAGUAUUUUCCCCAAACGAGUCAGCAGUUUUAGUUCGACGACGAGUAGUUAAACAUCUGGGGACAUUUGUAGUUUUCUAGGAGUGCUACGCAUAAAAUAAUAUAAUUAAGAAAAACCAGAACUGAACACAGUGAAGAUGUACGGCAUUGAUAAUUAUCCGAAGAAUUAUCAUGCUAGUGGCAUUGGCCUUGUCAAUUUGGCGGCCUUGGGCUACAGCAAGAAUGAAGUCAGUGGUGGAAACACGGAGAGUACGAAGCCGAAGGCAGGUCUCUACCCUUCGCUGCCAUACCCCUCAGCCGAGUCCGUGGGUGGAAUGCCAUAUGUGGUAAAGCAGCACAAGGCAAGUUACGCACAGAAUGCAUCAUACCAGGGCGUGGGGAUGAGCCAGCCAACGCCUGGUCCGUCGGCCCCGUAUCCGUACGCAAGUGCGGCGCCAUACCCAGGCGCCGGUUUAUAUCCAAGUUUGCCGUCUGCCUCUUCAUCGUUGCCGUAUCCAUCUGCGCCCCUGGCCCCAUACCCGUCAUCGAUGCCGUAUCCGAGCAUGCCACAGCCUGGACUUCCGUAUCCAUCCGCUCCACUGGCCCCGUAUCCGAGUGCGAUGUCUGCAUUUCCCAGCAUGCCAAUGCCGUACGCCCCCUUGCCAACGAGUCCAGCUCCGCAGCAGACUGGUGGCUUUCCGUCUCUGCCAUAUCCGACGGCGCCGCCACCAGCCAGUGCGCCCACACAAGCGGAGGAGCCGUCUGUGGGAAUCGCCGAGCUGAGCUUCACCAGCGUCAAGGUGCCGGAGAAUCAGAACAUGUUCUGGAUGGGCCGCAAGGCCACCAGUAACCGCCAGACGAGCAUCCGAGGCGAUGAUUUUGCCUCGCUCCGCGACUCUUGUGUGGACAACGGUACGAUGUUUGAGGAUCCCGACUUUCCGGCCAACAAUGCCUCCUUGAUGUUCUCCAAGCGCCCUGAUCGAUACAUUGAAUGGCGUCGCCCUAACGAGAUUGUGGACGAUCCCCAGUUCUUUGUGGAGGGCUACUCACGCUUCGAUGUCCAGCAGGGCGAGCUAGGGGAUUGUUGGCUCUUGGCCGCUGCGGCGAAUCUCACCCAGGACUCGACGUUGUUCUUCCGCGUCAUCCCACCGGACCAGGACUUCCAGGAGAACUAUGCCGGCAUAUUCCACUUCAAGUUCUGGCAGUACGGCAAAUGGGUGGAGGUGGUCAUCGAUGAUCGCCUGCCCACCUAUAACGGCGAGCUUAUCUACAUGCACUCCACGGAGAGGAACGAGUUCUGGAGCGCCCUGCUGGAGAAGGCCUAUGCCAAGCUACAUGGCUCCUACGAGGCCCUCAAGGGCGGCACCACCUGCGAGGCAAUGGAGGACUUCACCGGCGGUGUAACCGAGUGGUAUGACAUCAAGGAGGCUCCACCAAAUCUAUUCAGCAUCAUGAUGAAGGCUGCCGAACGUGGCUCGAUGAUGGGCUGCUCUCUGGAGCCGGAUCCGCAUGUGCUGGAGGCCGAGACACGCGAGGGCCUGAUUCGUGGACACGCGUACUCCAUCACCAAGGUGUGCCUCAUGGAUAUAUCGACGCCGAAUCGCCAGGGCAAGAUGCCAAUGAUCCGCAUGAGGAAUCCCUGGGGCAACGACGCUGAGUGGAGCGGCCCGUGGAGUGACAGUUCUGCCGAGUGGCGUUUCAUUCCCGAGCAUGCAAAGGAGGAGAUUGGCCUGAACUUCGAUCGCGACGGUGAGUUCUGGAUGUCCUUCCAGGACUUCCUGAAUCACUUUGAUCGCGUGGAGAUCUGCAACUUGAACCCGGACUCACUGACGGAGGAUCAGCAGAACAGCUCGCGCCGCAAGUGGGAGAUGUCGAUGUUCGAGGGCGAAUGGACCUCGGGAGUGACAGCGGGUGGAUGCCGUAACUUCUUGGAGACCUUCUGGCACAAUCCGCAGUACGUCAUUUCGCUGGAGGAUCCCGACGACGAGGAUGACGACGGCAAGUGCACCGUCAUUGUGGCCCUAAUGCAGAAGAAUCGUCGCAGCAAGCGCAACGUGGGCAUCGACUGCCUCACUAUUGGCUUUGCCAUCUACCAUCUCACGGACCGCGACCUACAGGUGAAGCCGCAGGGCCUCAACUUCUUCAAGUAUCGCGCCUCGGUGGCCCGUUCGCCGCAUUUCAUCAACACGCGAGAGGUGUGCGCCCGCUUUAAGCUGCCGCCUGGACACUAUCUGAUCGUGCCCUCGACCUUUGACCCCAACGAGGAGGGAGAGUUUAUCAUUCGCGUCUUCUCGGAGACAUUGAACAACAUGGAGGAGAACGACGAUGAGGUUGGCUUUGGAGAGACUGACGAUCGCAUUGCUCCCGCCUUGCCGCCGCCCACGCCCAAGGAAGAGGAUGAUCCACAGCGCAUCGCCCUGCGACGCCUCUUCGACAGCGUGGCCGGCAGCGACGAGGAGGUGGACUGGCAGGAGCUGAAGCGCAUUCUGGACCACUCGAUGCGCGACGUUAUGGUGGGCACCGAUGGCUUCUCCAAGGAUGCCGUGCGUUCAAUGGUGGCCAUGCUGGACAAGGAUCGCUCUGGCCGCCUGGGCUUCGAUGAGUUCGAGGCUCUGCUGACGGACAUUGCCAAGUGGCGGGCCGUCUUCAAGCUGUACGACACCCGGCGCACUGGCAGCAUCGAUGGCUUCCAUUUGCGCGGAGCUCUCAAUUCGGCUGGCUAUCAUCUGAAUAAUCGGCUACUCAAUGCCUUGGCGCAUCGAUACGGCAGCCGCGAGGGACAGAUACCGUUCGAUGACUUCCUGAUGUGUGCCAUCAAAGUGAGGACCUUCAUCGAGAUGUUCCGCGAACGGGACACAGACAACUCGGAUACGGCCUUCUUCAACCUGGACGAUUGGCUGGAGCGCACCAUAUACUCAUAGACGGAAGGUGGCAGGCAGGGCCACAAUCGUUGCAAUUUACAAUCGCUUUCAAUUGAUACUAAUCUAAUCCUAAGUGCCACAUUUACUUAAUCCACAUUCUACACAUGAUCUGGAGAACAUACAGAACCAUGACGCGCUACUUGUACAGCCUGCAGAUUGAGAUACAGUCAUCCGCUAUGCUAACAAAUGAAUCUUAUCAAACGACCAAAACCGGAAAUAAUGUGCGGUAAUUGAAGUGACCUUGGAACACAGCUCGAGGUGGCGAUACACGAUAAACGCCACAAAAACCCAAAUGGUGCUUUGUAUACGCCACAGACAGUCAGUCGUUCAUAUACUAAAAGCUAUAUAUACUAGAUGCUUUAUAGAGCAUUUUUAUGGCCGCUGCUGGAGGGAUGACUAAGAGAGCAAAAAUCAAAAGUUCUUCUAAGCAUUUCAUGCACCUCAUUAAGAGCCGGAAAUUAGCCAGUACAAACUGAAACUGAAAUGUGCAUUACUAAACCAUUACAUAUGCUACGAGAUACUCGUACAGUCAUCACAUAUAAACUAAAAUUAAGUCAAUUUUUACUGCAUAUAUAUAUACUGUACAUAUAUGUAGAAUCCAUAUGCAUAUAUUUUUUGAAUAUCAUCGUAAUCUCUGCACCGACAGCCGCUGUAUUUGUUCAGGUGAUAAACUGAAACGAACAGAGCUACCUUUUUGUUACUGCUGGAACUGUUACUGGCAGUUAGGAAUGGAGCGAAGCAACUGAAUCACUCAUCGAAUCAAUGUAAUCUUUAAGAGAGUAAGCUAACCCCCUCCCCAGUAUCGAAAUUUAAAAUUUAAAAACAUUUAAAUAUGUCAAAAAAACUAUUAAAAAAAUUUAUAUAUAUACUUUUGUUUCUAUGUGUAAUAUUUCUAAACUACUCGUAAUUUGGAAAGAGGCUGUCUAUGCUCUUUGCGUAACUUGCAAACAAACUAACGAAUAUAAUUCCCAAAAAUAUUGUUUAUAAUCGAAUUGUUAUUGUCUGUAAAUGAUAUUGUUGUAUGCUGAUGUUUUUUUUAUAUAAAAUAAACUGCAGAUUUGCGAGUA